CUUUCUUUUUCUUUUUACUGGGGCCUCAACAAAACACCACGAAGGCACCGGAGGUGAUUCCAGUCCAGGGCCAGCGCGUCUGCUUCAGAUCCUGAUCUGCUCCCCUGUUUUUUUUUUUUUUGUGAAGCGGAGCGGAAGGUCGUAAAGGAGCUGCUCAUUGCUCAGGAGAGUUUUCUCUGCCAUGGAGCUUCAAAAACUAAAUGAUUUGGAAGCACUUUGAAGACACCUCGGCCGCUCCUCUUACCUUUUCUCCAGAUUGAUUCGGAUCUCUUCUAUUGAGCUUUUCACUUGAUGGUGAUGGAGCUCCGCAAACGGCGACGGGGUACGACCAAGGAGGAAGAGGAGGAGGAUGAGGGAAGCUCCGGAUCCGGCUCACUAGCUCCACGGUGGAGGUGGCGACGGACUGUUGCCACGGCGACAGGGCUGACGACGGCCGGCCUGCUGGCUUUGACGCAGGCCUGCUGUGUCAACGCCUUGCAUGAGAACCUGCUGUGGUUCCAACAGCUCACGGAGGUAGAGCGUGAGAUCUCCUUCCGGACCGAAUGUGGACUUUACUACUCGUACUACAAGCAAAUGUUGAACGCCCCAUCCAUACAGGAAGGAUUAUCAGAGUUGAUCCACGACAACUUGACAGAGUCCAAGAGGACCAUCAACCUCCUGCAGAGGAUGAACAUCUACCAGGAGGUCCUUCUCAGCAUUCUCUACAGGCUUUUGCCCAUACAGUCAUACCUGGAGCCCAUGUACUUCUACAUCUACAGCGUGUUCUCGCUGCAAGCGGUCUACGUGAUGGCGCUGUACCUGACAGCGUGGCUUCUGGCUGGCUCGUGGACGGCGGGCACGCUGGCCGCCAUCUGGUACAUCCUCAACAGGGUGGACACGACUCGUGUGGAGUUCACCAUCUCGCUGAGAGAAAACUGGUCUUUGCCCUUCUUGGCGCUACAGGUUGCCGCCAUCACGUGCUACCUGAGGCCUCGGCUGGGCACUUUGCAGCAGAAGGUGAUGGUGUGGUUGAUGUUCGUGUGCAGCUUGUGCUUCUGCGUGACCUGGCAGUUCAACCAGUUCAUCUUCCUGGUUCAGGCCCUCGUCGUCUACACGCUGGACUGUGUGGACGUGCUCACCACCGCACAGGUGACCACGCUGUACUUGGUCCAAGUGAGCGCUCUGCUGAGCGUCUGGCUGCUGCAGUUCUUCAACGGCAUGAUCCUGGGCUCUUUGGUGCUGAGCUUCAUCGUGGCGGCCCUCCUCGUGCGUCACGUCCAUCGUUCUCUGAAGACGGGAAGUUUUGCGGCGCGGGUGUUCAAGCUGAUUAUCCACAGCACCGCCGUCCUCCUGCUCACCUUCGCCUUCAACUUCCUGACCAAGAAAGCGCUGCGGCUGCGAUCUGACGAGCACAUCUUUAAAUUCAUCAAGUCAAAGUUUGCCCGGGGGCCGACGAGGGACUUUGACGCCAACCUGUAUCUGUGCGAGGAGGCCUUCGGUGCGCUGCCAUUGGACACUUUAGAGCGUCUGUCCGCCAGCCUCCUGCUGGGCCCCUACGCCCUCACGCUGGUGCUGAUGGGCGGCGCCCUGGCGCUGGCAGCUCUACGCAACCUCAGAACAAAAGGUGGCGCUGCGGAGAGGAAAGCGGAGGGUCCGGCGGUGGCAUCCUUUCGUCCGGACGUGGCCUACAACCUGCUGCACACGCUCUUCUAUGGCUUGCUGGCCCUCAGCACCAUGAGGAUGAAGUACAUCUGGACGGGACAUAUGUGUGCCGUGGCGGCGUACGGCGUGUGCGGGAGGGACGUCUGGGCCGUGCUCCUUCACGCGCUCCGAUGCAACACCAAAGUCACGCUGACGUUGGUCCGCUACGCCGCGCCCGCCGCCGUCUUGGCCUUCCUCUCUUACAAGUUCUGGCCCAAGAUGGUGGAGGAGCUGUCUGACUUGAGGGAGUUCUACGAUCCAGACACUGUGGAGCUCAUGACCUGGAUUAGCACAAAGACGCCGGAGCGUGCCGUCUUGGCGGGAAGCAUGCAGCUGCUGGCCGGCAUCAAACUGUGCACGGGGCGAAUCAUCACCAACCACCCGCAUUAUGAAGACGCGGACCUGAGAGACCGGACCAAACAGGUGUACCAGGUGUACGCCCGGCGCUCUCCGCAGGACGUCCACGCCAUCCUGCAAGGGCUGGGCGCCCACUACGUGGUGUUGGAGAACUCCAUCUGUUACGAGCGCCGCCACCGGCGAGGAUGUCGCCUCAGAGACCUGCUGGACCUGGCCAACGGACACAUCAUGGACGGUGAAGGGGAUAACGACGCCGACCUGGUGGCCGCCGCCCACCCGCGGUUCUGCGACGCCGUCAAGACGGACUCGCCGGAAUACGCCGCCUUGUUCAAAAGAACCUUCCAGAACAAAACCUUCCAUGUGUACCGAGUCAAGAAGAAAGCCAAGAAGAACUCGUAAGAUGACAGCAGCUGACGCACACUUUGUUCAACUGUGUGUGUACCAAGAAGCACAUAUGUUUGGCACCUGUGGACAAUGCACAAGAAAAUCCAUUCACUUUUCCUUCUUUAAAGGAGUGCACUUUGGUAUCAACUGGUGCCGUCAAUGGCUCUGGAAAUGCGAAUAUGUUGUGAGUCAGUGAUGGUGAUUUUUUUUUUUUUUUUUAAAGGUUAGAUUAAUGUGAGGUCCAAACUACAGUAUUUUACUGCCAAACAGACAAAAUAU
Molecule: messenger RNA, 2700 nt
Organism: Syngnathus acus (greater pipefish)
Lineage: Eukaryota; Metazoa; Chordata; Actinopteri; Syngnathiformes; Syngnathidae
Gene: dpy19l3
Product: dpy-19 like C-mannosyltransferase 3
Exons: 17
Coding region: 292-2436 (714 amino acids)
Cellular component (GO): nuclear inner membrane
Molecular function (GO): mannosyltransferase activity
Source: RefSeq, a predicted model, not a curated record